CCUUGGGUUGUAAAGUGAUACCUCCACCAGAUCUAAUGAACAUUUUGUGUGCCUGACGUUUUUCCCAUGGACAGAACGACAAUAAAAGGGAGAAAGAAGCCGAGUGACAUUUAGAUCAGGAAUCGUGGAUUUACCUUGGUUGGAGAAUGUCGAAGAAAACCGUCCCUUUCUCCUCAUUUAUAUCAACUGUUAAAAGGCUGGAACAGAGAGUGGAAGAUCUCCAGGUUCAGUUUGACUUUCUACAGACAGCAGCAGAUAAGCUGGAUCGACGUCUGGCUCUGCAGGGAGAUUCUGUAGUGAAAAAAGAAGGACAGAACGAGACAUGGAAAUCUCUGAUGGAAACCAGCUUUCCACCACUGGAACGGGACCUCUUGUACAGCUAUACGGUGGAUGCCCUGGGUCUGGUGCACAGUCUAGUGAGAGAGCAGUUGCCAGAGUUGGAGAAAGACCUGCCAACAUUUGCUUCCAUACUGAAACUAAAAAGCCUGAAUGAGAAAAUAAAGCAGGCUUACAACACUGCUCUAAAUAAUCUGGGCCUCUGUGAGGACGAUGUGAAGUCUCUGAGCGUUUUUCUCAUCACUUGUUACUAUGGUGCAAAUUAUCUACAACAGGAGGAACGUAAAGCCUGGGUAGGGAAGAUGAACCACAAGAUUGACGUUGUUGUUAGCAAUCAAGAGCUGCAGAGAAGCUUCAAGAAUGCAUUGCUGGCAACAGAAAAGGCCCAACGCCUCAUAGAUACAAAUAAAGAAGGCUAAGUGUAAUGUAGCUUAAUCAUAGGAACAUGUAUUGUAUUGUAUGCUUUGCUUCAGAAGAAUAUCUACAGACUAGCCAUAAUCUCAUUGCCUCUGCAGAGCUGUCAUCCAACCCUGCAGUAUGUCAUGGAAGAGAUAACAGGACAAGAACUAGGAGUAGUCAAAAAAGGCACCUGUCUAGGGUGCAACAAUAGGGGUGUUAAAGGGUCUUCUGCCUACUCCUAGUCCAUGUUUGCUCUCCCCCUCUGUUGCUCUGCUCUCCCCUCCUCACCCAUGCUUAACCACGGCCCCCUGUGUGACAUCAUGGUGCAUGUGUGCACACACAAGGGUGGGGGGGAUAACUGGCUGGCCGGGUUGCCUAGAGGGCCCGGCUGGCUUGGCCCGGCCCUGGGAGUAAAUUAAUUUAUUAAGCCAAAAUUCCUCUUUACACUAAAUGGUAACAUGAAAUAAAGUAUUAAAAAGAC
Molecule: messenger RNA, 1216 nt
Organism: Xenopus laevis (African clawed frog)
Lineage: Eukaryota; Metazoa; Chordata; Amphibia; Anura; Pipidae
Gene: smco1.L
Product: single-pass membrane protein with coiled-coil domains 1 L homeolog
Exons: 3
Coding region: 147-755 (202 amino acids)
Source: RefSeq, a predicted model, not a curated record